This is a messenger RNA of Triplophysa rosa, 2130 nucleotides long. RefSeq names its product SET domain containing 9 (gene setd9). The record is from RefSeq and is a predicted model, not a curated record. Lineage: Eukaryota; Metazoa; Chordata; Actinopteri; Cypriniformes; Nemacheilidae. Gene Ontology annotation, molecular function: protein binding. Bases 1179 to 2039 code for a protein of 286 amino acids. The transcript has 6 exons.
CGAACGCACAUUAUGAAACGGCUGGGGCGGGUCAUUCUUACCAUUGACAUUUUCACGUUGUAUUUUUAAUUCAGUAUCUAUUAAAACACGUCAUGAUUCAGGGGAAAUUAGUGUGCAGAGCCGCAGAUAAAGCAGCCCAUGUAGACGACUGUAUCACGUGGUAUCUGUUACUUUUAUCAUCGUAUAUCGAGAUCAUAUAACAAUAAAUUUCACAAUAGUGUACUUUGGUCCUCCGGAGGUUAGACCCAUCCUCUCAGACCCAUGGUGCAUACAAAUAACACUACACAGAAUAAAAUAUAUGUAAAAAUACAGAUUAUAUAUAUGUAAAAUACAACUUUUACAAGCAGGGAUAUUUUAAAAAAAGAAAAUAGGUAAUGGCAGGUAAGAGUGCAAACCAGUGAAAUAUACAACCGUGCAGAUGUGAGGUAGUGCAACGAGCUUAUUAGUCUGUUUAAAGAUAAGAGUUUGUUUCCAAAAUGAGAUAACUCCGUUUUUUAUUUGUCAAAAAUCAUGUUUUUUAUUAUGCUAUCAUGUUUUUAUUGUGUUAGUUAGCUGUUUUUUUUGUUUUGUUAUUCUGGCUUAAAUUAAAACAAACCAACUGCAGUUUGAUUGAUAUUAAUUGGAAAUGCACAAUAAAAAAACAUGAUUUUUGACGGAGUUAUCUCAUUUUGGAAAUUAACUAUUCGUAUGCAGUUUAUGUAAACAUACUGUUAAACCGAGCAGCAAAUUGGGAAAGGGGAAUCUGAGAUUAAAUCUCAAGCAUCGUGCUUCUAUAUUAAAUAAAAAACGGCAUUACCUCUUUGCUUAAUUUUUUUAUCGAGUUACUAUUGCUUAAUCAUUGAUUAAAAAAAAAAAGAAAUAGUUUUCCCCCCCAACUGCUAGGAGGCAGUCGUGCGGACGCCGCGUUGACCAGAUCGCCGACAUAUUGGGAGAGCAAGGUUAAAAAUACAAGUAAACUGGAGCAAUCUGCGGGGGUUCUAGGUGGUAAUCGGAACAUUUCUCUUAAGAUCGGUUCAGAAAGAACACCAGUAAAUUUGGUUUUGUGCUUUUUAAGCAGAAAAGCCGCAGCUCCCCGUUCACGUGUAACGGUGUGUGUUUAAAGUGCAGUCCUGACGUCAGCCACGUGAGAGGCGAUACGCAGCUGUUUGUAAGCUAGAAACUACAUCUCUGCAAUAAAUAUGACUGAUAUGAUUAAAACGCUUUUUAAAGCAUUUGAAGUGAGAUGGAAGUCCUACAGGCACAGAUUUGUCCCCUGGAUAGCUGUAAACCUACAGAAAAACCAGAGAACUCUUCGUCAGGUGAAAGGUCGCUCGCAAGACAAGUUAAUCCAGGACGAGCAGGUGUUUGCAUCCCUCGUGUGUUUAUUCACUGAACUCUUGAGAAAUGACCUGCAAAGUCGACGUGAACUGCUACGGCUGCUUCCUGCGCGCUCGCAGAUCUACAGCAGCGAUGGGCACGAGCAGUGUCGUGACUCUCGUGCAGUAAUUAUGAGGACUUUAGGCUUCAGUAUCGAGAGAAAGCGCAGUUCACUGCAGGGCGCGGGAACCGGUGUGUUUGUGACAGGUGGACACGUGCGGAAGGGAAACGUUGUCGCAAUGUAUCCAGGCACAAUAUAUCAAGCAGAUGAGCCUAUCUUUUUUCAGUCAAUCAAAAAUCCAUUUGUUUUUAGAUGCAUUGAUGGUAUUUUAAUUGAUGGAAAUGACAAGGCUGUAUCUAAAGCAGUGUAUCGAUCCUGCAGUGGACGAGAUAGGGUCGGUCCUUUUCAUCUAAGUGACUGUUCCUGGUUGACCUCUCACCCUGUGAACCCUUUUGCUGUGGGACAGUAUGUGAACAACUGCUCGAAUGAGAGAGAGGCGAAUGUGUGCUAUCAAGAGUUUGAUGUGCCGAAUGAAUUUCCUCUUGAGCUUCGUCAGUAUCUGCCAAAUAUUAACUAUAAAUCUGAUACACAAAGACUUUUGCGUACUGUGGUUCUUGUGUCACUGAGAGAUAUCAGAAGAGGUGAAGAAUUGUUCUCCAACUACUACACAAUUGUGCAUUAAAUAAAGCUUUGUAAUCUAUUGUAUGGUUGUUUCUGAGUUGUGAUCAGCAAAUAUAAUAUAUAUAUAAUAAUUACAUAUAUUAAAGUUUUUU